AAACUAUCCAAGAGUCAAGAGAGAGAGAGAGACAAACGUAAAUUCUCUGUAACUCUCAUCAUGUCGGCAUAAAAGAAAUCUAGCGUGAGUAAAAAGAGACAUCUGUAGUUUCUCUCACUGUCUCUCUCCGUUGUCACCCCAAGUAUUCAUCCUUCAAGUGAAGAACACAAUCUGUGGGGAGAAGGAUACGGUUAUUUUAUGAGGUAAUUAGGGUUUGUGAAUUAUGAAUAUUGUUAUUCAAGAUUAGGUAUUCUAGGAGGAGCUAGGUGAAAGGUUAAAAAUGGCUGGGAUAGGAUCAUCAAGAAAAAACGAAGAAGAAAAUCAACAAAAGACAAAUUGGGUUUGGUACAGAAACACAAGUCACCCAAACACGAGCCACAACAAUCAGCAGCAGCAGAUAUGGCAACAACAGCAAAGCCUUGACCUAUAUCCAGGUCAGAUUGACGUCUGUGAUCUGAACACGUCAUCAAGAUCCGUAACCAUAAGCUGUCAAGACUGUGGAAACCAAGCCAAGAAAGGGUGCACGCACAUGCGGUGCAGAACUUGCUGUAAGAGCCAAGGGCUCGACUGUCCUACUCACGUGAGGAGCACGUGGAUCCCAACCGCCAAACGCCGUGAGCGGCAGCAGCAGAUACAGACGCCAACCUCCAGUGGAAAUGGCGGUGGCCGAGGCGGUGGGAAUAUCUUGAAAGGGUAUAGAGAAGGGAUUGAUCUACCGGCUACCUUAGAUUCAUCAGGGUUAGAGAUGGGAGAGACAACAUUUCCAGAAGAAGUGAACUCAGAUGCACUUUUCCGGUGCGUUAAAAUGAGCGGUGCCGAUGACGACGGAGAUGGCCAAUAUGCUUACCAGACGACGGUGGGCAUAGCUGGUCACGUCUUUAAGGGAAUUUUAUAUAACCAAGGCCCGGAAAACAUGUCCAUGCCUGGGACUCAAUUUUAUGAGAAUCCGCCAAGAUCUUAAUUAUCUCAUAAUUUUAAUAUAUUUAUUGUUUAAUGGGCUUGUAUUGAUUAAAGAUUAUCCAAUAAUCA
Messenger RNA from Eutrema salsugineum, 1029 nucleotides. Its product is annotated as protein SHI RELATED SEQUENCE 4. Gene Ontology annotation, molecular function: DNA binding; DNA-binding transcription factor activity. Gene Ontology annotation, biological process: positive regulation of DNA-templated transcription. Gene Ontology annotation, cellular component: nucleus. The transcript has 2 exons. The record is from RefSeq and is a predicted model, not a curated record. Lineage: Eukaryota; Viridiplantae; Streptophyta; Magnoliopsida; Brassicales; Brassicaceae. Bases 281 to 961 code for a protein of 226 amino acids.